This is a messenger RNA of Drosophila serrata, 1943 nucleotides long. It is a transcript of the gene Pex5, whose product is annotated as peroxisomal biogenesis factor 5. Gene Ontology annotation, molecular function: protein binding. NCBI's taxonomy places the organism in Eukaryota, Metazoa, Arthropoda, Insecta, Diptera, Drosophilidae. The record is from RefSeq and is a predicted model, not a curated record. Gene Ontology annotation, cellular component: peroxisomal membrane; cytosol. Gene Ontology annotation, biological process: protein import into peroxisome matrix, docking.
GCACACUCCGCGGUUUCAUUGUUGUUUUUGGACAUUUUGACCUUUGUUGUGGACUUUAGUUUACUUUCCUUAUCGUUGUGGCCUCCCGUCAACAGUUACGUAGGAUCCACCUGUACACUGCACACCCGAACACACCAUGUCGUUCCGCCCGCUGGUCGAGGGGGAUUGCGGCGGCGUGAAUCCGCUGAUGCAGCUGGGCGGCCAGUUCACCCGCGAUGUUGCCCACAAGGAUGAGGGCUUCGUGCAGCGCCAAUUCGAGCGGGGGGCCCGUCCCGAGGAGCAGCUAAUCAACGAGUUCCUGGGCCAGGUCUCUGCACCGCCGCAAUCCUUCCAAAUGGACACACUGCUGCAGGAGAUGCGGGACAUUAACAUCCAGGGGAUGCAUCCCCAGCAGAUGCACCAGCAGCAGGCCGAGCAGUGGGGCCAGGACUUUCAACGGGGCCUGGCACCUGCGUUGCCCAACAAGAUGAUACACAUGCAGGCUCAGGAGCAGGAAUUCCAGCAUGCCCAGGAGUUCUUCGAUGAGCCACUGAUUCGCAGCCAGAACUUCCGACCGCCGUACAUGGCCAUCACGGCGGGGCCCAGCACCUCCCAUCAACAGCAGGAUCCGUUCUUUGACUCCAACAUGGAGACGAUCAUUACGGACAAUCUGCCAGCGGCGCCCAAGGGUGAAUCCCUGGACGAUUGGAUCACUGACUACCAGCGCAGCGCCGAGCAGAAGGAGCAGACGGCGGCGAACUUCAAUGAGAAGUUCUGGCAGCGCCUGCAGGACGAAUGGCAGAAGCUGGCCGAGGAGAACGAGCAUCCGUGGCUCUCCGAAUUCAACGACAACCUGGAUGCGUACAAGGAGUACGAGUUCGCCGAGGAGAAUCCCAUGGCGGAGCUGGAGAACGCCUUUGAGAAGGGAAAGGAAUACCUUGCCAAGGGUGAUAUACCCAGUGCCGUUCUCUGCUUCGAGGUGGCCGCCAAAAAGGAACCGGAACGGGCCGAGGUAUGGCAGCUGCUGGGCACCUCGCAGGCCGAGAAUGAGAUGGAUCCGCAGGGGAUAGCGGCCCUGAAGCGGGCGCAUGAUCUACAGCCGGAGAACCGUGAAGUUCUGAUGGCCCUGGCCGUCUGCUACACGAACGAGGGACUCCAGAACAAUGCGGUACGCAUGCUGAGCAGCUGGCUGGCGGUGCAUCCCAAGUAUCAGCACCUUGUGGCCAUGCAUCCGGAGCUGCAGGCGGAGGGCACUUCGCUGGCCUCGUCGCUAAUUGGACCGAGCAAGCUGCGCGAUUUGCAGCAAAUAUACUUGGAGGCAGUGCGGCAGCAUCCCUCGGAGGUGGAUGCCGAUGUCCAGGAGGCCCUCGGCGUGCUGUACAAUCUCUCCGGGGAGUUUGACAAGGCGGUGGAUUGUUACAACUCGGCCCUACAGGUGGAUCCGCAGAAUGCCAAGACUUGGAAUCGUUUAGGCGCCAGCUUGGCCAACGGUUCCCGAUCCGUGGAGGCGGUGGAGGCCUAUCAGCAUGCCCUGCAGCUUCAGCCCGGGUUCAUACGAGUGCGCUACAACGUCGGUGUGUGCUGCAUGAACCUCAAGGCGUACAAGGAGGCGGUGGAGCAUUUGCUUACGGCGCUCACCAUGCAGGCGCACACGAAUGCCGCCAGGGAGCUUCCGGCGGCGGCCAGCACGGGACAGAAUCAGAUGUCUGAAUCGAUAUGGAGCACCGUCAAGAUGGUCAUCUCGCUGAUGGGACGCAGCGAUCUGCAGGGACAUGUUGCCGAUCGCAAUCUGGCUGCGCUCAACGAGGCCUUCAACGAUUAGUCUAAACUUGUUAUAUGCAUGUCCGUCCCCCAGUUUCGCGUUUCCCCUCCAUGUUGUAUAUUUUUCUAUUGAUUCUGUCCUGUUGGGGGCAGGAAGGCAUCCAUUCCUUAUCUGUAUGAGAAUAAAUUAAUGAUUAUCUAAA